AGCCGCCCAACCGACAGGCGUUGAGUGGGAAAAAAUGUUCUGGUGCUAGAGAAUUUAGAAAAUAACUUAAGAAAUCAAUAAAAGCGUGACCAUGAAUCGUAACCAGCAACCCAACUAUCCCGUCAUCUAUGAGCUGCUCAAACAGCUCUGCCGGAAUCUCGCCGGGGAACACUCAGACGAAGUACUGAAAGUGGUAACGCAGCUCAUUAGCCACAAGCCGAACUCGAUCGUUGCGUCCGGCAGCUCCUCGAUAGCCGCCAGUGAAUCCUCCAUCGUAGCCCGCAUCAACCGCCGGUUAGCUUCCCGAAGCCAGGCCAGUGUGACCGUGUUCAGCGGGUUCUACGAGCAGCUGAUUUCGACCACCGAAAGCAGACAGCGGGCACCGAUUCUGGAAUUCCUGCUGAACCUUUCGGAGGCAGAUAAAUGUGUGGGGGCAAGCGCUUUGCAGAUUGACUUGCGCCACGAUACGGGCGGCAUUGGAGGAGGCACACUGGAUAGUGCGAUCAGUAAGCUGAGCCUCGAUUCCGGCAUCGGUAGUGUCCGCGCGAUGUACCCUGUGAGCGCCAGCAACGGCACGAUUGUCACCAAUGGCAACACCGAAGGGGUUGCUGCCAUUAGCAACGAGCUAGAAGAAAGUAUGAUCCAGGAUGUCAUCUACGCGUGCACCGGUAUAGAAGGCAAGUACCUUCGGAAGAACAUUGUGACAGGCGAGUUUAAGCUCGAUCAUGUUAUGGGCCGCAAUCUCGAUACGUGCGACGCUGGAAUGCUGCUCCGUUUGGCCGAGGUUGGGCAUUUCUACAACAAAACCGUAAAGUUCACCGACCCGAAAAGUGACUCCUACCUAACGGGAAGCUUCGGUCAAGGUUACAUCACGGCCCUGCUAAAGGAGCUAACCAACUAUUACGGAUUGAUUGCGAAUCUCCAGGAAGCGCUCAACAGCCGGUCGGAGCGGAUGACGCUAAUGCGGGUGAUGGUUUGGUUGGUGGAACCGAUGGAACGUCUGCAGUGGCUGUCGGUAAUAUCCGAGGCGUGCCGCGAGAAAAAAGGUGGGGAGCUGGCGUCCGCUGUGCACAAGUUCAUCUGGCACGGUGACCCGAUGGUCCGUACAAUGUCCCGUGAAUUGCUGCAAUACGCCUGCAUUCCACUGCAACAGAUGCUGACACAGUGGCUAACGGAUGGCAAGAUAGUCGAUCCAAAUGCGGAGUUUUUCAUCGAAAAGAUGACCGAAGUCUGCUACAAUCGUCUGUGGCACGAUCAGUUCCGGCUACGAUUAAAAAUGGUACCAACGUUCAUCUCGAAUGCCCUCGCCAAUCAGAUACUGGUCAUUGGCAAAAGCAUAAACUUUUUGCGUGAAAUUUGCAAAGAUCGUGCGCCGGUACGAGAGCGGACGGAUCUGAGUAAAUGUCUCAGCGAGCAUCUGGAGUAUCUGUACAGCCCGCACAGCAACACGGAACUGCACGUACUGAUCGACAGUGUGUAUCUGAAGACGUCCAAGCGCGUUCUCGACAUCGUGCUCGGCCCACAUCGGCUGUUCGAUCAUCUAAAAGCGAUGCGUGACUAUCUGCUGCUCGGUCAGGGCCAUUUUGCGGAUCUGCUGAUGGAGUAUCUAAAGGAAGAGCUCGAUCGGCCGGCGAAAGAUAUUGGCCAGCAGGAACUCUUUAUGACCGUAGCAGAGGCAGUACGCAAAUCUUCCUGCGAGCAAGAAGAUCCGGAGGUGCUGAACUAUCUCGACGUCUACUUCAUGUGCCCUUACGAGGGUGAUACGGGCUGGGAUGUGUUUUGCUUAACGUACAAGGUUCAGGAACCGCUCGGUACCCUCUUCCAGCCGGUGCAGAACUCCUACCGUGCUUUAUUUAAACAACUGUGGAACAUGAAACGAUUCGAGUACAUACUGUCCAGUAUUUGGCGUAACCAGAUGCUGGGAGCACGUUGUUACAAGCCGAUUGCGUCCGACAUAAGCGUUAUUAUGCAGCUCCUGCAGACCUGCUGCGCGAAAAUGACCAACCUCAUCUCGCAAAUGCAGUAUUACAUCCUGUUCGAGGUCAUCGAAUGCUCGUGGGUGCAGUUUAGCGCACGCGUCGGGCAAGCGAAGGCACUCGAUGAUGUGUUGGAAGCACACGAAAAAUUUCUCCAGCGCAUCAGGAUCGGCCUAUUUAUUGACGAGUCAACAUACGCGUUAACCACAUCGUUGGAGGAUAUCUUCACUUCGGUUCGCGAGUUGGACCAGUGGCAGAUGAACUUCUUCGACCUGUGCAAUCGCGAGCUGAAUUCGCGCAAGGCUUUUGAGGAUCACAUCCGGGAAAGUGAGGUAGCCGGCACGUACGGUGUAACGGCCGAGCGCACACUCGAGCGAGACGAGGAGCGACAGCAGUUUCAGCAUCAAUUGAUGUUAUGCCAGAAAUCGAUCAUUAUGAUUGGUUCAAAGUACGAGACCUCCGUACACCAAUUUCUGUACAAGCUGGCCAGUUCACCGACGGAGUCAUUGCCGCAGCUGUGCAUGAGGUUGGACUACAACGAGUACUACAAACACCGCGACUCGCGUCACAGCACGACGUUAACCUUUCAGUAUAUGCGCAAAAGUAUGGCCGGUAAUUUCGGGCGCAAAUGAUCGAGCGAACCCGGCGGAUGCAUAAGGAAGUCCAUCCCGAAACAACUGCAGCCAGUGAGGCCACUGGUGCUGGCACGCCCGAGCAUAUCGAAAACUGUCCUAAACUCGUUGCUUCUUCAACGUGCCCAUGGAAGUUACAACUGUUGUGAGUUGAUGUAGCAAGCAAGAGCUUAUUCGCGAUUACUAACAUCUCGUUCCCGUUGAAUUUGCAUAAAUUAUCCGUAAAAUAAAA
Molecule: messenger RNA, 2840 nt
Organism: Anopheles darlingi
Lineage: Eukaryota; Metazoa; Arthropoda; Insecta; Diptera; Culicidae
Gene: Grip91
Product: gamma-tubulin complex component 3
Exons: 3
Coding region: 92-2608 (838 amino acids)
Biological process (GO): meiotic cell cycle; spindle assembly; cytoplasmic microtubule organization
Cellular component (GO): gamma-tubulin small complex; equatorial microtubule organizing center; spindle pole
Molecular function (GO): microtubule minus-end binding; gamma-tubulin binding
Source: RefSeq, a predicted model, not a curated record